CCUUCUCGGGAAUUCCUUGUUUUGUUGGUGUCUCAGAUUAUCUUGGAUCAUGGGUCGAGUUAAGCUCCAGAUAAAGAGGAUAGAGAACAACACCAAUCGCCAGGUGACCUUCUCCAAGCGUCGAAAUGGCCUCAUCAAGAAGGCCUACGAGCUGUCCGUCCUGUGCGACAUCGACAUCGCUCUCAUCAUGUUCUCCCCCUCCGGACGCCUCAGCCAUUUCUCCGGACGAAGAAGGAUCGAAGACGUACUUGCUAGAUACGUGAAUCUCCCAGAGAACGAUAGGGGAGGGGUGGUCCAGAAUCGAGAGUUCGUGAUUAACACAUUGAAAAAGCUCAAGUGCGAGAACGACACGGCUGCCCUCGUCAAUCCUGGGGUGGUCAACUCCAACGCAGAGGAGCUUCAACAGGAGAUUUGUCGGUAUCAACAACAGCUACAGCUUAUGGAGCAACGCUUAAGGUUUUUUGAACCUGAUCCUCUUAGCUUCACAUCCAUCACUGAUCUCGAGUCAUGCGAGAAGUUCGUCAUGGAAGCAUUGCAGCGUGUUACGGCAAGAAAGGAAUAUUUGCUGAGUAAUCAUCUGUCCCCGUAUGAUCCCUCAACUACAAGCAUGCAGAUGUACCUGCAGCCGCAGCAGGAACGACUGCCCGACCCAUACGGGAACGAGAUGGUGCAGUGGGUCCCGGAGGGAGCGUCGAACCCCAGCCACCAGAUCUUCGUUGGGUCCGAUCCUUUGAUGGACCUCAGGGAACACGCGAUCUACGACUCGAUCGCGCCGCAGAGCAUGGGCCUGCAGCUGGACCCCGGCGCGGCUGGAUGCCACGUCGGCAACCAGCACGAUACAUCAUGGCACCAGGGGUACACCUCCACGGAGUUCCUGUCCGCCCUCAUUCCCUCACCGCCCUACCCGCUGAUUCAGCACCCGAUGGGGCCGGCGGAUUUGCCGACGAUGGUGCCGCACGAGCAGGUGCAGGGGAUGGCCGGCUGCCCGAGCGUGCCCGUGGACGACGGAGGCGCAGCUACCAACACGUACGACGGCAAUGCUGCUCCGGCGAACGUGCGUUGACGUCAGUUUCCAAGCAGAAUGAGAACUCCAACAUUGGCUCGCAUUUCAUUAACAUAUACAACCACUGUGCCUACAGAUAUACGAUUGGUGCGUGAGACAGGUAACCAAGGAACU
Musa acuminata AAA Group (dessert banana) is the source of this 1177-nucleotide messenger RNA. RefSeq names its product agamous-like MADS-box protein AGL104. The coding region runs from base 50 to 1063 and encodes 337 amino acids. NCBI's taxonomy places the organism in Eukaryota, Viridiplantae, Streptophyta, Magnoliopsida, Zingiberales, Musaceae. Gene Ontology annotation, molecular function: RNA polymerase II cis-regulatory region sequence-specific DNA binding; protein dimerization activity; DNA-binding transcription factor activity, RNA polymerase II-specific. The transcript has 11 exons. Gene Ontology annotation, biological process: positive regulation of transcription by RNA polymerase II. The record is from RefSeq and is a predicted model, not a curated record.